AUGAUAUAUUUACUAAGAUUUUGGACCAAAGGUAUGCAGGAAAGUAUGUAAACCUGUAUGUAAUCCUAUUUAUUGGUGCUUUCGUACCGAAUGCGAUACAGCCUUUGAAUACAUUAGAUUAUCUUCAUUUUGAUUUUAUCUGACCGAGAAUAAAAAUAUAUGUUAGCUUUCUGGUUAAGAAGUUGAUAAUUUGUAAGGACAUCUUCGUCACUUUAAAUAGUUUUAGUCUUCAUUUCCUGAAAGACACUUCUUGUCGCAAUAGUUCACUUUUUGCUCUCUUGAAUGUUGGUCGCAAUGUCGGAGCCUAAACAAGUUCAGGCUGAAGUGAAGGGGGUUGUUCUAGAGAAACGAAUCAGCUAUUCUAUGCUUUACGCUGCCGGUAACAUCGUCCUCUUUGAUAACCUGGGAAUUUUGACAAACGGGAAGAAACGUGCCCGCAUAGCCAGGUCCGCGUUUGAGGUGUUGUCAGAGAGUCUUUAUGCCAGUGCCACUGCCUUCGUCCCCAUACAAAUCGCCUCCAAGCUUAGCCUCGAUUAUGUCCCCGACUAUUUGAAGUGUCAUGGCCAAGGUGUUACUAAAAAGAAGACCAAGACCGUGUUCGAGUCAUUCGUCGUGUCCAAGGGGAAGGGCAGGUUCGCAUACGUCACCCCUGAAAAGGAAAUUCCAUUCAAGGACUGUUUCGUACCGUUGAAACGAUGCAAAAUUUCUGGGCAUAGCUAUAGAAGUACAAGCGAUGUCGUGAUUGAAGUGCAGGAUAAGAAAACGAGAGUUAAGAGACAAAGAACAAAUAUCAAGCAGACUUCAAUUUUGCAGUUCUUUUUUAAAAGCCAAAAGCAGGAUGAGGAACCGGAGCAGAUUAGCGAGGAAAACAUGAAGGCAAAUCCUGGACCAAUUGCUACGAUUUCCGUGCGUUUCUCGACAACACCAAGGAGAGUUAUAGAAUUGGUUAAUGCUCCCAGUCCUCCUCCUCUAAAUCCGGUAUUGGAAGGAAUUAGAAUGUCCAUCCAGCAUACGACACUUCUUCGACGCAAGUAUUCACAAAUUUUUGAUUGUGAUGAUACAUCCGAUUUGGAAAAUUUUGAAGUUGAUCCUAAAACGGAUCAAAACAAAUUGCACACGUAUUUUCAUCCAUUAACUGAAGAAGAAAGAGGAGCCAAGUUUCUACCCAUGGUUCAGAAACCAACAACUGGACUGAGAACCCCUUUGGGAAAUGAUAAUAUGCAGUAUAGUCAGUUGAAGGAAGACGUUGAAGAAUCUCAUGAAUUGCCAUCAGACUUGCUUGAAGAUAUUUUUAGUUUGGAAGACAAUUUUGGAAGUAUGAAACCUUCCCAAAAUGCAAAUUCGUUCGACAAUGUGUGUUCUGCAUUUCCAAGUAGUACAAGUUUCAGCUCAAUAGCAUCCUUUAAUGGAUUUGAGGACGUGCAAGACAUGCUCAAAGAUAUUAACUAUAAUGAUUUGACUGAAAUGGGUUUUGAAUGUAUGGACGCAACAUAAUUGUCUUGGGAUUGUCUUCCUCAAGGAACGUCAAUUCACAGAAUGACAUUAUAUAUAUGUGAAUGAUGUAACUCUGAUAUGCAUGACUAUAAAUUUUUUAUUUUAUGAAAAUAAACGAUAAUUUCUAUGUGAUAAAGGA
Molecule: messenger RNA, 1633 nt
Organism: Folsomia candida
Lineage: Eukaryota; Metazoa; Arthropoda; Collembola; Entomobryomorpha; Isotomidae
Exons: 5
Coding region: 283-1494 (403 amino acids)
Source: RefSeq, a predicted model, not a curated record